GCUGUUAAGUCAAUGAAAACAAACACAGGAAGUGUAGUUACACUUUUUAUUGUUUAUUUCUAAUUUUAAAUUAUUUCUGACCGCGAAAACACUACCGAAUCACUUGGAAAAGCGCACCUUCUGGUGCCGAAACUUGAGCGAUGGAGGAAAUAUGCCGAGUUUGCCUGGGCACCUACGAUGAUAUGGUCAACAUAUUCAAGGACACCGGAACACUGGGACCUACAAUUCCGGACAUGAUUGCCCAGUGGUCGGGCUACCAAGUGGAGAAAGGCGACUCUCUUCCUGAAAACAUUUGCUCAAGCUGCUUGCAAGACGCUCAACAGGCGUUCGAGAUUCAACACACCUCCGAGACGGGACACCAAGUCUUGGGCCAAGCCAAGGAACUGGAGGACCUGGGGAAAGAGGACGAAUCCUACACAAUUUCAGACUCUGAGUGCGGGAAAAAACAACAACCAAGAGAGGAAACGAAGGACAAGCUUCUCUUAUCCAAGAAUGAUCAAUCAGUUGUUGAUUUUAACCAAUCCGAUUGUGAGUUUCCAGAGGAUAGUAAGGACAGUAAGAUGUCAGUCGAAGAACUCGAUAAAUCGGAUAACCAGUUGAAAGACGAAGAUGACGUCUUGGGAAUAUCAGACGAUGAAAGCAAACAAUCCGAUUUCCUCGUGGAAGAUGAUGAACUCAGUGAAUCAGUAUCAGUCGGUGAAACUACACCCGAGUGUCAACAGGAAGAUAGUAAUAGUAAACUAGCGAGCGAUAACACGGAUUCUGGCAUUGAUCAAACUUUCCAGUGUCCCUUUUGUCCGAAGAUUUACCCACGAAAGUAUAAUUUAAGUUUGCACCUCCGAAGCCACACUGGUGAGCGACCUUACCUGUGCUCCCAGUGUCCCAAGUCCUUUGUGCACAGCCACAGUCUUAAACUUCACAUGACCAAGCACACUGGGGAGCUGCCGCACAAAUGUGACCAAUGUCGCAUGGCCUUUCGAACCAAAGCGAAUUGUCUUCGUCACAAGCAAAAACACUUGGAGGCUUCUACGGGGUCGUAUCACUGUUCCCACUGCUCAGAAACAUUUGAAAAUCCAUCAGAUCUGCAGCACCAUUUCGCGACUCACAAAAGCAAAACGAAUAAGUGUCCCAAAUGCCAGGUGGUGUGUGUAGAUCAGAUACAACUCAAGCAGCACCUCAAGACUCACGAUGAGGCAAGGCCCUUUAAGUGCACUCACUGCUCCAAGAGCUAUAAGCAUCGGAGCGAGUUCAACCGACAUGUACGGGGUCACACGGGAGAGAAGCAGUUCACAUGUGAUCAAUGUCCCAAGGCUUAUGUGCACAAAUUCCAACUGACCCAGCACAUGCUUGUUCACUCGACCGCACGUCCAGCUAAAUGUGAUUUUUGCUCGAUGGCCUUUAAGCGAGUGUCCGAACUUAAUCAGCACCUAAAGUUCCACAGCGAAGACAGACCAUUUAAAUGCGACUAUUGUCCAAAGGCUUUUAAGUACCAUACUUCCAUUCAGCUGCACACCCGCAUCCACACGGGGGAACGGCCAUAUAAGUGUUCCGAGUGCCCAAAGAAUUUUAAGCAAGCGAGCGACCUGAAGCGACACAUUCGAACCCACACGGGAGAAAGGCCGUAUAAAUGCAGUUUUUGCCCCAGGGCUUUCAUAGAUCUCACAUCGGUUAAGGGGCACAUGCGGACGCACACUGGAGAACGACCCUACAAAUGCACGUAUUGCGACAAGACCUAUUCGCAAAGUUCUACUCUUAAAGUUCACAUCCUGUGCCACAUGGAGGAGUUGAAAGCUGGACCUUCAUAGGACUUCUAAAGUUAGGUGUUACUUUGUAAGGAGAGUAUUCUUCAAUAUAUAUUCUAUACUAAAUUGAAAAAAUACUAAAUAUGCAAUAAUAUAUUUCAAAUACAAGGUUGUAAAAGAGUUUUGAAUAUCUUGGAACUGAAAAAAGUCCGUAUAUUUUAAUUUAACUUAAAAUAAUUACAUAAUUGAUUGCAUUAAAUGGUGGGUCAAGA
Molecule: messenger RNA, 2014 nt
Organism: Drosophila biarmipes
Lineage: Eukaryota; Metazoa; Arthropoda; Insecta; Diptera; Drosophilidae
Product: zinc finger protein ZFP2
Exons: 2
Coding region: 141-1805 (554 amino acids)
Biological process (GO): regulation of transcription by RNA polymerase II
Cellular component (GO): nucleus
Molecular function (GO): zinc ion binding; DNA-binding transcription factor activity, RNA polymerase II-specific; RNA polymerase II transcription regulatory region sequence-specific DNA binding
Source: RefSeq, a predicted model, not a curated record